AUGAUCGCGGCGAAGUUCGGGUUAGACGCGGACGCGCUCGUGAAGAUGAACAAGAAGCAUCUCAGGCUUUUGGAUUUGGACUCGAGGUUGAAACCGAUGACGCGGUUGUGGCUCACCGAGGACCCGAGGACGCCGCCGCCGAAGAAGCAGAAGAAGGAAGCGCCCGCCGCCGCCGCCGCCACCGCCGCCGCCGCCGCGCCCGCGCCCGCGCCCGUGGGUGCGCCGCAGCACACGAAGUCUGUUCCGGGUUUAGGGUGGAGGAUGCACAGCGAGGAGCAGAGGGCGAUCAUGCAAGAGUUUUGGAAGACCAAGGGCGCGUACCCGUCGCAGGAACAGAAAGACGACAUGGCCGAGCGAAGCGGUCUCACGAAUAAUCAGGUGCACAAUUGGUUUCAUAAUCAAAGGACAGCUUACGCGAAGAAAGGCUGGGAUAUCCCGCGUGAAGGCGGAGAAGGCGAAGCGAAGCCGUCGAAGCGACGCGUGAAGACGGCGAAAACGAAGACGAAAACGAAAGAAGAAAUAGAAGGCCUGUUCGGCGAGAGCGACAGCGACGACGACGGCGACACGGCGACGAACGCGUUUUGGGCAAAGUUUGACAGCGAGCGCGGAAAUAAGGCGACCACGGCGCAGUCGGGGCGCCCGACCGAGGGUGCCCAAGGGGACGCCCGGGGCCAAGGCGGCGCCGGGAGAGUGCCAGAGCGAGCGCGCGCGCCGUCGCCGCCGCCGCGCGCGGCGAUGCCGAAACCCAAGCCCGCGCCCGCUGUGCGCGCGCCGGCGGCUAUCGAGAUCUCGAGCGACGACGACGACGAAGUCUCGAUCAUGGCCGAACAUCGCGCCGCGAAAGUCAACAAGCGAACGCAAGAGGCCGGGUUCGCCGCGGGACCGUGGGCGACGGACGCGCUGCAGGAUCUUCUGGCCGAGGAAGGAUAUUCGAGGACGAAGGCGGAUCAUAAUAUUCUCAUAAAGGUCGUAUGGGGGAGGAUCAAUGCGAAGAAAGACGUGUACGAUAAGAAGAAGUCCCUGAUCGACGCGAAGAACGAUCCGAUAUUGUGGCGGAUUUUCGGCGAGAAACCCCUGCGCGCGACGACUAUGCCCAUCCCGAUGGUCGUCUCAAAGGUUAUCUCCGCGCACGUGCGGAAGAAGAACGAGCCCCUUCCCGCGGCGUGCGAGCCCGGGUGGCGGAAAGACAUCGAAGGCGGCGACAGCGGCGGGUUUAAGAUCCCGAAAGCCGCCGCGGGUCUCAAGGAUCUGAGGGAUGACUUCGGCGACAUAGGCAACGGCGACGGCGACGGCAGCGACGACGACGACCACCGCAGGCGACGCGGCGGCGCCGCGGGGAGUAAGAGCGCGAUGGCGCUCAUACGCGAGAAGCAGAAGCAACGGCGGUUGCGAGAGAAAGAAGCCGCCGCCGCCGCGAAGCCGAACGCGGGUUGGGACUCCGGCGCGGACUCCGACGGCGAGAGAGGCUCUCCGGCCCCCCACGAGCAGCGGCGAUACGCCGCGGUGACGCGCCACAACGUCGAGCUCGUGUACCUGACCCGCGUCGCCGCGGCGUCCCUCCUGCACUUGGACGAGGACACGUUCGACGAAGUCACGGUGAUGUCGUACGUGCGUUUUAAGUGCAAGCAGUUGGCGAACGGCGAGGCGCAUUAUCGACUCGUGCAAGUGAAUCGCAUCGAGCACGGGGACGAGUACGAGGUCAACCCGGGGACCCCGGACACGCCGAAGACGACGCGCUGGCUCGUGUGCAACAACAUGGGGACGGAGAAGACGCUCGCGCUCGCGGACAUCAGCAACGCGCGGUUCACGGACCAGGAGCUCGCCAAGUUGGGAGAGUUCAUCAACGACGGCGUCUUAAUGCGGUGGGCCGUGCGCGGGCUCCAGCACUUGCACAAGCGGAUGAUAGACCACAUGCCAGAGGACACUCGCGCGCGCCUACAGAAGCUGCACGGGUUACGGAACAAAGCGAGCGCGGAGGGCAACUUCCACGCGAAGAAGAGACUCAACGCGGAGAUCAAAGAGCUCGAAGCCGGGACGCUCGAACGCGACCGGUGUAAAACCCCGGACGUGGACGUCGAACCCGGGUCCGGCGGCGGCGGGGUCGCCGCCGAGGGUCCCGGCGGCGGCGGACGCGGCGGCAGCAGGUGGGCGAUUCCGACGCUGGGUGACCUCGCGGGGUUCGGCGAACGGCGCGGCGGCGGCGGCGGCGGCGGCGGCGGCGUCGGCGGUCCAGGCCCGGCGCGGCGAGAAGAUCCGUGGGGCGGCGGCGGCGGCGGCGGCGGCGGCGGCGGCGGCGAGGGUAGGAUCUCGCGGCCGGCCGCGGGCCCGUCCGCGGCGGAGAGACCCGCGUCGCGGAGCUUCAGCGGGCGCUUCGCCGAAGGCGACGGAGCGAGGGCGUCCCCGCGCGACGACGACGACGGCGGCGACGCGUUCGGGGACGAGCGCCGCGCCGCGCCGCGCGAAGAGACGCGGCGCUUGGAAGUCAGCGCGGACGUCGCUAGGAACAUCGUCGGCGUCACGGCCGCCGCGGUGAAACAGCUUCAGGACCGCACGGGUGCGACGGUUCAGGUCUCUCGCGUCGAUCGCGGCGAACACGACGACGGGAAUCGAAGCGUCGUCAUCUCCGGCGCGUGGCCCUGCGUCGACGCGGCGGUGGAAGAGGUUCGACGCGUGAUGUCGAAGUACCAGCCGCGCAACCGCGACCGCGACCGCGAGCGCGACCGCGACCGCGGGCGCAAGCGCGAUCGGUCGCCGGAUGCGUCGCCGCCUUCGAGCUCGAAGCGCGGGAGAUCGACGACGGCGUGCAGGUUUUUCAACACCCGUCGCGGGUGCAGAGACGGAGACAAGUGUAUGUUCUCGCACGGCGACGGCGCGUCGCCCGCGCGCGUGAGAUCCCCGCCGCGGGGUGGGGUGCUGACGUCAGAGUCGCCCCGGCGGCGGACGGCGAGGGGAUGGGGCGCGAGGUCCCCGCGGGACGAGGAAACGCGACGUCGCUCUCUGUGCGAGAGGGCGAUUACGACGCUUCUCGACAUCAUCGAACGCAAGGGCGGUCGUCUCUAUGCAACUGGCAUGACGCAGCUCUAUCAGGCGAUGCCAGAAGCGAAAGAUGUCGUGGGAAAACUUGCAAACCGAAACCUUUCCGAGUUUUGCGAGGAUUCGAACGGACGGCUCACGUACGUGAACGGUAAGAACGGACAUAAAUCGAGCUUCAUAGUCGCGGGCAAAGCGUCGAGACCCGGCUCGUCACCUCGUAAGAGGUCGCGGGGCGCCGCCGACGACCUCGAGAAGGUGAUACGAACGCUUUACGACAUCGUCACGAAGCACGGCGGUCGCAUGAAGAGUGGACCAGCCGGACAGAGGCUCUACGGAUAUGGUGCCGUGAUGCCCGAAGCGAAGGACAUCAUCGACGCGAAUUUUAGAAGCAACAAGAUGCACAACGUUUGCAAGGCUUCGAAGGGGCGACUGACAUUCGAGUCUGACGGCCAAGAUGGCGUAAUCACCGCGCGCGAAAAAGGCUUAGAAGGCGAAAAACCCGCCCCGGUCGCGGACGACGGCGGCGGGUGGGGCCACGGCGCGAACGCGAACCGAACGGAGACGACGGAAGUCCCGCCGCCGCCGAGAGAUCCGAGAGAUCCGAGAACGCGAGACGCCGAGCGAGAAGUCCCGUCGCCGCCCGUCAUCGCCGCCGCCGCGGCUCCGUCCGACGCUUCCGAGGAAGAGAAAGUGUGGAUGUACGCAGACCCGGAUGGGGUGAUUCAAGGACCGUUCAAGAAGAAGUCGUUCAGGAAGUGGGUGGCGUCCGGUGCGAUGCCGGAGAGUACGAUCGCGUGGCAUCGCGAUUCGAACGCGUCCACGGGCGUCCCCGUCGCCUCGUUUCUCGCGUCGUGAGCGGCACCACCGGCGUAGCUAGCGUUGUCGUACUACACGUCAUCGACACUGAAAGAUGCACGAGAAAUACGCU
Molecule: messenger RNA, 3961 nt
Organism: Micromonas pusilla CCMP1545
Lineage: Eukaryota; Viridiplantae; Chlorophyta; Mamiellophyceae; Mamiellales; Mamiellaceae
Exons: 3
Coding region: 1-3888 (1295 amino acids)
Biological process (GO): regulation of DNA-templated transcription
Cellular component (GO): Cdc73/Paf1 complex
Molecular function (GO): RNA polymerase II C-terminal domain phosphoserine binding; metal ion binding; DNA binding
Source: RefSeq, a predicted model, not a curated record